GAGUGAUCAAAUUGUAUUCUUCCUAGUUGAUCCUUGUCCAUAUGUUCUGUCACUCACGCAAACACGGUCUCUCUCGCUCGCGCUCUGUCUCUCUCUCUGUUAAUUUCCCACCCCCCUCUCUCUGUUAACUUCUCCCUCCCUCUCUCUCUCUCUCUCUCUCUCUCUCUCCCCUUAAUUGAAUUUAUCAUUUGUGUACUAAUGGGUUCCCAGUCGCAGCCGCUUCACUUUGUUAUGAUCCCUCUAAUGUGUCCAGGCCACAUUAUUCCAAUGAUAGACAUGGCCAAGCUGCUGGCCCAACACCAUGUCAUCGUCACCAUCGUCAUCACCCCUCGAAACACAGUCCGUUUCGGUGCCGCCAUCAAUCGGGCCAUCGAAUCCGGCCUCCCCAUUCGCCUUCUUCAACUCAGAUUCCCCUCUGCAGAAGCUGGCCUGCCCGAGGGAUGCGAAAGUGUCGAUGAACUCCCCUCCUAUAACUUAAACGUAAACUUUAUGUCAGCAACAAGGAUGUUACAAGAGCCCGUGGAGAAAUUUCUCGGCGAGACAAGUCCUGCUCCAAGCUGCAUAUUGUCUGAUAAGCACGUCUUCUGGACCGCGAAAACUGCAGAGAGGUUUCAGAUUCCGUGGAUUAUAUUCGAUGGAAUGAGUUGUUUCACACAGUUGUGCACUGAAAUGCUGUCAGCCUCGAAAGUGCACGAGACUGUUUCUGAGUCAGAGCUCUUUGUUGUCCCCGGUUUGCCUGAUCGUAUCGAAUUCACCAGGGCGCAGUUGCCUGGUUUGUUCAACCCUGGCUCUAUUCCCAGUUCUGUCAACAUUAUUCGCGAACAAAUUAGAGCCACGGAGGUGGGAGCGUAUGGGGUGGUUAUUAACAGCUUUGAGGAGCUGGAGAAAAGUUAUGUUGAUGAGUACAAGAAGUUGAGAAGAGAUAAAGUUUGGUGUGUAGGCCCUUUAUCUUUGUGCAAUAAAGAUAGCUUAGACAAGGCUCAGAGAGGUAAUAGUGCCACCAAUGAUCAAGACAGAUGCUUGAGUUGGCUUGAUAUUCAGAAACCUGGUUCUGUUAUCUAUGCAUGUCUUGGGAGCCUGAGUAGUCUUUCACGUGGACAGCUGAUAGAGCUUGCAUUAGGCUUAGAGGCCUCGGGGAAUCCAUUCGUAUGGGCAGUGAGGUCAAGAAGUAAACAAGAAGAGAUUGAGAGAUGGAUAGUAGAAGAUGGAUAUGAGGAGAGGAUUAGAGGAAGAGGUCUUUUGAUCCGUGGUUGGGCGCCUCAAGUGCUGAUACUGUCACACUUUGCAAUUGGAGGAUUCUUGACCCAUUGUGGUUGGAAUUCGACGAUUGAAGGAAUUUGUGCUGGAGUUCCACUGAUCACAUGGCCAUUGUUCGCGGAGCAGUUUUUUAACGAAAAGUUAGUAGUGCAAGUAGCAGGGACUGGUGUGAGUGUUGGGAGUAAGAUUGCUGUGCAGUUGGGAGAGGAAGAGAAGGCUGGAGUGAACGUGAAGAGAGACGAUGUUAAAAGUGCUAUAAAGUGUAUAAUGUCUGUGGAGGAAGAAGGGGAAAAUAGAAGAAGAAAUGCAAGGGAGCUGGCAGAGAAGGCAGCUAAGGCGGUUGAAGAUGGAGGCUCUUCUUUCUUGAAUAUGACAUUGCUGGUUGAGGACAUUAUGAAACAAACAAAUGAUCAAAGGCUGAGGAGCUAAGGCACCCUCCAGAUCCAUGUCAAGGCCACUCAGGUUCUCAAGGAUCAUCUAGCUUCGCAUCUUAAAAUCAAAAACCUUGUCCCUCUGAAGUAUUUCUUAGGUCCAGAAGUGGCUAGCUCUAUCAAAGGCAUCUAUCUCAAAUGAAGGAAAUGUUCGCUAGAUCUAGUCACUGUUUUUUUACACCAGCUUUAGCACCUAUUGAGCAAAAUCGCGAUCUGUUAUCCAGUAAUACUCCUUUUCUGCCCAAUGUGGCUUCUUACAGGAAAUUAGUAGGUAGAAUCUCACAUUUACUGAGCUUGACUAUGGGUGUAUUCAAUUGAGAUUUUAAUGGAUUGUUUUUAUUUUAUGAA
Messenger RNA from Daucus carota subsp. sativus, 2036 nucleotides. Its product is annotated as UDP-glycosyltransferase 73C12. The record is from RefSeq and is a predicted model, not a curated record. Lineage: Eukaryota; Viridiplantae; Streptophyta; Magnoliopsida; Apiales; Apiaceae. Gene Ontology annotation, molecular function: UDP-glucosyltransferase activity. The transcript has 2 exons. The coding region runs from base 199 to 1686 and encodes 495 amino acids.